Molecule: messenger RNA, 1239 nt
Organism: Pseudocercospora fijiensis CIRAD86
Lineage: Eukaryota; Fungi; Ascomycota; Dothideomycetes; Mycosphaerellales; Mycosphaerellaceae
Exons: 4
Coding region: 1-1239 (412 amino acids)
Biological process (GO): phenylacetate catabolic process; fatty acid beta-oxidation
Cellular component (GO): peroxisome
Molecular function (GO): acetyl-CoA C-acyltransferase activity
Source: RefSeq, a predicted model, not a curated record
AUGACUGCGACAGAACGGAUUUCUCAGAUCGCCACACAGCUGAAUCCUCUGGCAACACCUGUCGAUAAAAUAACACAAAAGCAUCCUGACGAUGUUGUAAUCACGCUUGCAAUCCGGACGCCGCUUACGAAAGCUGGCCGAGGCGCUAUGAAGGAUACUCUACUGGAUGGCCUAGUCUUCAAGAUUCUCGAGCAAGUCGUGCAAAGGUGCAACAUCGAUCCGAAGCUGGUCGACGACAUAUGCCUUGGCAAUGUUCGCGAUGGCAAAGCUGCCUAUUACUGCCGUGCUGCAGCUCUUGCCGCUGGCUUCCCCAACACUACAGCAGCAUCGUCAAGCUCCAGGUUCUGUUCUUCUGGACUUACUGCCACCCAACACAUUGCCACGGAAGUCGCGACCGGAAUCAUCGACAUCGGGGUAGCUGUGGGCGCCGAAUUGCUGUCCACUCCCAUCCCUCGACUUGACCGCGACUUUGUGGAAGAGGUCAUGGCCAAUCAAGAAGCUGCAGAUUGCAUGAUUCCCAUGGGCGGCACGUCUGAAAUCACUGCCAAGCACUUCAACAUCUCGCGAGAACAGCAAGACAGGUAUGCUGUGGAAUCUUACCGCCGCGCAGAAAAUGCCCAGAAAUCCGGCUGGUUCAUGGAUGAAGUUGCUCCCAUUACUGUCAAGAAAGACGGCAAAGAAGUUCUCAUUGAACAAGAUGAGAUUCGCUACGGCACCACUUAUGAGAAGAUCGCCAAACUUCCUGGCUCUUUCAAGGAAUACGGCGAUCGCAGCACGGCCGGGAAUAGCAGCCAGGUCACCGAUGGCGCAGCUGCCCUUCUGCUGAUGAAGCGCUCGAAGGCUCUAGAACUUGGUCAGCCUAUUCUUGGCAAGUAUGUCGGAACUGCUCUAGCUGGCCUACCACCGAGAAUCAUGGGUAUCGGACCAAGUCUAGCGAUUCCAAAAUUGCUUGCAAAAUAUGGUCUUGAUCUCAACAAAGACAUUGAUGUCAUUGAGAUCAAUGAAGCUUUCGCUUCCAUGGCAGUGUACUGUCGCGACAAACUUGGAUUGAGUUGGGAUAAGAUGAAUCCCAGAGGCGGCGCCAUAGCCUUAGGCCAUCCUUUUGGCAUGACUGGAGUACGUCAGAUUGUGACGGGGCUCAGCGAAUGCAGGCGAACGAAGCAGAAGAUACUGUUGACCUCGAUGUGUCUUGGGACGGGAAUGGGAAUGGCUGGCCUUUUCGUCAAUGAGCAGCUAUAA